This is a messenger RNA of Puccinia graminis f. sp. tritici CRL 75-36-700-3, 615 nucleotides long. RefSeq lists its product as uncharacterized. The coding region runs from base 1 to 615 and encodes 204 amino acids. The record is from RefSeq and is a predicted model, not a curated record. The transcript has 3 exons. NCBI's taxonomy places the organism in Eukaryota, Fungi, Basidiomycota, Pucciniomycetes, Pucciniales, Pucciniaceae.
AUGUUUCUAGGUGACUUUUCGGAGACCGAUGAAUCCAUGUCGGACCAAUCUUCUGAGACUGAAUCCAUGUCGGAGCGAUCGAUAUUCGACACCAACUCAUCUACGCCCACCGAGAAUGACUCUUCUCGUGCUACGUCGGGGGCAUCGACGCCACUAUCCGACAUUUUCUCGCGAGCUGAGGAUACAUCCGACGAUGAAGCAUUUUUGGAGACUCCACCUCCUCGUUAUUCAGGGCGUCGCCGCCGCGGGCUCCGACCGAUCAGGAUCCAAGGUUCCACUCCGACGAGGGCUCCGAUGAUGCCCUACUACAGCACCGAUGGGGGUCCCGCUUUCCCGAUGAGACACAACGACGGUGGCGAGACUACUGCCGGGGUUCCGCACCGGCUUGAAGUCAGCCAAGAUACCCCGAUGGAUCAAUUCAGGCCAUCCGGCUCGAGCCAUCUUCCGCAACCAAACAGCCCUUGGGCUUCACGAUCGCCGUCCCCGUCGCCCUCUAAUCAGACCGAAUCCACACUCGAUUACUGUCCGUUCGAGAUCGAAGAAGACUGGUUGGAAGGUGGAACUGGGAUCAAGGUUCCCGACGUCGGCUCGGGCUCUCGACAACGCGAUUAUUAA